ACUCAGCUUGUAACAAAGGAAGUAUUAAGCUUAUCAACAACCCACGCACUAUGCAUAACUGAAUAUCCAAACAGCACACUGAAUAUCCUCAUUGUGUUUCUCUGUACACGUAGACAAGUUUUUGUGAUUAGUAAACUCCACACGAAGUCAGGUAAAUGGAGGGCAUUUAUGUGACAAUCCGAACAUCAUUAGCCCCUCUCUCAGGAUCAUACAACGUUCUGUGGAUGUCUCUGGUUGGUUCUCAAUGUGAGUGUCCACCAUUUAAGCCACUUAGAGAUACACAGUGUCUCAUUCCAGGUUCGAGCUACACUAUUCUGGUCAAGCCUAAUGAGCAAAUAGGCACUGUGGUCCUGGUGCGUUUGUGGCUUGAGGCUCGGCCUGGCUUCCCCAAUCUCAACUGGCACUGUCUGGAUGUACAGCUGAAAAUGAACUCCAGUGCCACAGAAGUGGAGUGCUUCCCCUGCAACAGGUGGAUCAAAACUGCAGAUGGUGAUGUGGAGCUUCGCAGCAGUAGAGUAUGCUUGCUGAAUUGCGAGUCACUGCAGAUACUUCAAGAGCACAGGGCCAGGGAGCUGCAGAAUAAACAAAAACAUAUCAGAUGGAUGGCUUUUGCUGAAGGCAGCCUCCGUUGCAUUGACAUGUCAAGUGUGCAGGCCCUGGGUCCCAACUUGAGUUUUACCCGACAAAGCCCAGGCAUCAAUUUGCACUACCUUAGGGGCUUUACUGAUAGAGCUGAACCAUGGAGUAGCAUGAAGGAACUGGAGAUGGCAUUCAUUUACAAUGGAAAAGAUAACACAGUUGCCAAGUACGUUCAGGCUCACUGGAAAGAGGAUGCCUUUUUUGGUUAUCAGUGUCUGAAUGGAUGUAAUCCUCUAAUCAUCAAGCAGAUCCACUGCUUCCCAACUAAUCUAGCUGUCACAUCUGAGAUGCUCACGGAUUUUCUGCCAGAGGGUUCUUCUCUGGAGCAGGAGUUAGAGAGAGGAACUAUAUAUCUCCUGGACUAUGAGAUACUUGAUCAGUUACCUGCCAAUGUUAUCAACGGCAAACAGUCAUAUCUGGCUGCACCACUGUGCCUCCUGCAUUACAACCAACAUGGAGAGCUGAAGCCUAUUGCUAUCCAGCUUCAGAAAACCGCUGGGCCUCAAAACCCUGUCUUCCUGCCUUCUGAUUCUGCACCUGACUGGCUCUUAGCAAAGAUGUGGGUCCGUAAUGCAGACUUCCAGGUUCACCAGCUGCUCUCCCAUUUCCUUCGCACUCACUUGAUAGCAGAAGUGUGCUGCAUCGCCACACUUCGAAAACUGCCAGAAAUACACCCUCUGCACCAGUUUCUGAUGCCUCAUUUAAAGAAUUCUCUUCAGAUCAAUGUCCAGGCUCGAACUUCUCUUCUGGCUUCUAAUGGUAUAUUUGAUAAGGCUGUAGCCUGUGGCAUUAAAGCAAUGCCUCUUUUGCUUGCUCGAGGCACUGACCAACUAAACUACACUUCACUGUGUGUGCCGGAUGACCUGAAAGAGCGAGGACUGGACAAACUGCCCAACUGUUACUAUGCGCAGGAUGCUCUGAGGGUGUGGAAUGCACUUCACAGGUUUGUGGCAGGCUGGGUGGAAUUGUACUACCAUGAUGACCAGGCGGUCCAGCGUGACUCAGAACUACAGAGUUGGAUCCAAGAGAUUCACAUUGAGGGAUUUCUGGGGAUUACACACACAGGUUUUCCACAGACAUUUCAGACCACAGCAGAACUGACCAAGUACAUCACCAUGGUGAUCUUCACAUCUUCAGCACUGCAUGCAGCUGUCAACUUUUCUCAGGUGGACUUCAACUUGUGGAUGCCAAACUGCCCGGCUGCCAUGUUACGGCCCCCUCCUCAGGUGAAAGGCUCAGUGACGGAAGAAGAAAUUUUGUCCUUCCUUCCUGACGUUAACAGCACCUGCAGUGUGCUCACUGUACUGCUCCUGCUGUCAAAGCCUGCUCUUGACUAUGUGCCCUUGUGCCAGUACCGUGAGUGGUACUUCAACAGUGGCGCCCUUCACAAGCUUGUCAAAAUGGUCCAGCAAGACCUGAAGGCCAUCACUUAUGACAUCCUCAAGAGGAACAGCAAACUGGAGCUAGCUUACCCUUACCUUUGCCCAGAUAACAUUGAAAACAGUGUGGCUAUCUAAAAAAACUGAUUUAAAUCACUAUCAUUUAGUAGCUAAACAAAUCAAACAAUAAGCAUUAUUAGAUGAUGUUUCAUGUUUCACAUUUCUUACAGUAGGUCUUUUGGUGCAUAGUUGGAAAACUAAUUAAAGAGUUUGCACAGCUA
Molecule: messenger RNA, 2299 nt
Organism: Neoarius graeffei (lesser salmon catfish)
Lineage: Eukaryota; Metazoa; Chordata; Actinopteri; Siluriformes; Ariidae
Exons: 15
Coding region: 156-2156 (666 amino acids)
Biological process (GO): lipid oxidation; linoleic acid metabolic process
Molecular function (GO): oxidoreductase activity, acting on single donors with incorporation of molecular oxygen, incorporation of two atoms of oxygen; iron ion binding; protein binding
Source: RefSeq, a predicted model, not a curated record